Pedinophyceae sp. YPF-701 is the source of this 2817-nucleotide messenger RNA. Lineage: Eukaryota; Viridiplantae; Chlorophyta; Pedinophyceae. The record is from the annotation of a GenBank genome assembly.
AUGGUGAGAGCCUAUCUCCGAUACGAGCUCGCUGGCUCGUGGGGCGUCGUCGCAAGCGACGCCGACGUGGUCUACCUGAAGGAUGGCAAGACCCUAGUAGCUCCGGCGCUCGAAACUCUGCAAAUAUGGAGCGUGCGGAAGGGUACCGUGUUGAGAAGACUCACAGCGCCGCGUGGGGAGAACGACGCCGCGGCUCCGUCCGUCACCGCGGUCGCGUACUGCCCCGCAGUCGACCGCAUCGCGGCGGGCUACUUCGAUGGCACCGUCCGCGUCUGGAACCCGACUUCGGGUGAAAUCGAAGCCACGUUUUCAGGACACAGGAGCGCGGUGGCGGCGCUGCGUUUCAGCAUGGACGGCGCGCAAUUAGCGUCCGGGGGGCGCGACACUGACAUCGUCGUGUGGGACGUCGUCGGCGAGACGGGGCUCUACCGCCUCAAGGGGCACAAAGGCCAGGUCACCGACCUCGCGUUCCUGCCCCACGCCCCGCGCCUGAUAUCCUCGAGCGCGGACGGCUUCGUCAAGGUCUGGGACACGACCACGCAGCACUGCUGUCAGACAGUCGUCGGACACCGUAGCGAGGUGUGGUCGCUCGACGUGUCCCCGGACGGCACGCGCGUCGCCACGGGCUGCGUCGACGCCGACGUGCGCUUCUUCCGCGUGCACGCCGACGCCGACGCCGCGCCACAAGCGCCCCACGACGGCGCGAACACCCUCGAAGCAAUGGGCAGUCUCCGGCGCACCACCGCGCACCGUGUGGCGCGGGUCCGGUUCUCGCCGACAGGCGAGCACCUCGCCGUGCAGGGCGCGUCCAAGGCCGUCGAGGUCUUCCGGCGGCGCACCGACGCGGAGGUCCACAAGCACGUGAAGCGGCGGAAAAAGCGCGCUGAGAAAAAAGGCGCUGCGGGCGACGGCGGCGGCGACGCGGAGGCCGCGCCCGGCGUGGUCGCGUCGGACGAGUACGCGCCGCUCCCGCCGCUGCGCCUCCGCUCGAAGAUCCGCUCCGUGGCGUUCCAGCCGGGCGCGCCUGCGUCGACGGCAGUGAUCGCCGCGGGGCUCUCGGACAACAGCGUGGAGGUGCACGAGCUGUCCGAGGGCAAGGACGACAAGGGCAACGGGCUACACGCGCGCCGAUACGGCCUCGAGCUCGCCGGGCACCGUGCGGACGUCCGCGCCGUCUCCUUGUCGUCGGACGGGACGCUGCUGUUGUCGGCCUCGGGCGCCGGCGCGAAGCUCUGGGACCCCGCCGAGGGCCGGCUGCUGCGCUCGGUCGAGGACGUCGGGUACGGCCUGUGCGCGGCGUUCCUGCCCGGGGACCGGCACGCGGCGAUCGGCACCCGCGACGGCGCUGUCGAGAUCGUGGACGUGGCGUCCGGCGGCGUCGAGUCGCGCGUCGCGGACGCGCACAGCGGGCCCGUGUGGUCCCUCGCGGUGCUGCCGGACAAGUCCGGCAUCGUGACGGGCUCCGCCGACAAGGAGGUCAAGUUCUGGGAGUUUGCAGUAGAAGAACAAGCUGAGUCAGGCCGGCGACGGCUGAGUCUGACGCUGAAGCGGACGCUGCGGAUGUCGGACGACGUGCUGUGCGUGCGGUGCUCCCCGGACGGGAAGCUCGUCGCGGCGUCGCUCCUGGACUGCACCGUGCGCGUGUUCUUCCUCGACACGCUCAAGUUCUACCUGUCGCUGUACGGCCACAAGCUGCCCGCGCUCUCGAUCGACAUCUCGUCCGACUCGGCGCUGCUCGUGUCCGGCGGGGCGGACAAGGACAUCCGCAUCUGGGGCCUCGAUUUCGGGGACUGCCACCGCGCGCUCUUCGCGCACGCGGACUCGGUGAUGCAGGUCGCCUUCGUUCCCAAUACGCACUAUGCCUUCACAGUUGGAAAAGACCGACUGGUGAAGUACUGGGACUGCGACCGCUUCCACGAGCUGCUCGCGCUGCAGGGCCACCACGCGGAAGUGUGGUGCCUCGCCGUCGACCGCUCCGGCGCGUUCAUCGUCACGGCCUCCCACGACAAGUCGAUGCGGCGCUGGGAGCGCACGGACGAGCCGUUCUUCCUGGACGAGGAGCGCGAGAAACGGCUCGAGGAGGCGUUCGAGGCGGACCUGGACGCGGAUCCGCUGCAGGGCAAGGAUCUCGAGGCCGGCCCGGACGGCAGCGCCGCGAAGGGUGUGCAGGGGGAGGGCGAGGGCGCUGCGGCGGUGGCCGGGCGGCGCACGCUGGGCGUGGUGGAGGCUGCGGACGCGCUCGGGGAGGCGCUGGAGACGGCGGAGGUCGAGGAGAAGCGGCGGAGGGAGUGGCUGGACCAGAAGCGGGCGGCGUGGGCGGCGGAGUGGGAGCGGGCGCGGCGGGCGGCGAAGCGGGCGAAACGGGAGGGCGCGGCGCAGGCGGACGGGCCGCCGCCGGAGGACGACGAGGAGCUCGAGAGGGCGGUCGGGCGGCCGCCGGCGAACCCGCUGAUGCUGGGCCGGUCGCCGGCGCAGUGGGUGCUGCGAGCCCUGCGCAGCGUGCGCACUGCGGACCUGCAGCAGGCGCUCCUGGUGCUGCCGUUCCCGGACUGUCUCCGGCUGCUGAGGUACCUGGAGGGGUUCCUCGACGAGAGCUCGCAGGUGGAGCUUUCUGCAAGGGUCGCGACGAUGAUCGUGCAGGCGCACCAGGCGCAGCUCUCGUCCCUCCCGGACGCACGCGACGUCCUGGCGUCGCUGCACGCGAAGCUGCGCACGCGCAUGAAGGAGCUGAAGGACGUGAUGGGGUACAAUAUGGCGGCUGCGAGACACAUUGCGCGACGCAUCGAUGCAAAGCGCGCCGUGGCGGGGGAGUCCUGA